Molecule: messenger RNA, 573 nt
Organism: Lachancea meyersii CBS 8951
Lineage: Eukaryota; Fungi; Ascomycota; Saccharomycetes; Saccharomycetales; Saccharomycetaceae
Source: the annotation of a GenBank genome assembly
AUGAACCCACAGAUCACCAACCUGGCCAUCAUGCUCAUCAUGAUGCAGGUCUCCCGUCGUCUCGAUAUGGAGGACCCCACCAUCGUAUUCUACGUGCGUAUUGCCUACUGCUCCAGUGUGGCGUUGGCGUGGAUCGUGUACCAAUUGGCCAGAUCCCGCAUUGUGCAAAAGAACGACCUAACCACGAUCAAGUUCGUGGCUCCAGCCAACGCCAUGGCAGGCGAGACUGAGGGCAAGCUACAGGUCACCACCGUCAGAGACUACGACUUGAAGGAACUCGACUCUGCCAUCAAGUCCAUCUACACCGGGCUCGCCAUGAUGGGCUUCAUGCACUUGUACAUGAAGUACACCAACCCUCUGCUCAUGCAGUCGAUCUCGCCCAUCAAGUCCGCUCUUGAGCACAACGAGGUCAAAAUCCAUUUGUUCGGCAAGCCUGCCUCUGGCGACCUCAAGAGACCAUUCAAGGCUCCUUCUCUCUUCGGCGGGUUCGGUGGUGCUCCAGCGGCCAAGACUGACAAGAAAUCCAUCGAGGAAGCCGAGAAAGCUGGCCACGGUGGUGUCAAGACUGAGUAG